GGUUUUUGAACCUGGUGAUUCCUGGAAUACAACAUAUUAUGGAGUAAAGACCUUGGGCUCUAGACUUGGACUGCCUUGAGUUUGGGUUCUUGCUCCAUUUGUAACUACUGAAUCUGCCAUCAUCUCUUGAGAGUUGUGAAGAAUAAACAAAGGCUGUAAAGUGCUUAGAUCAGGACCUGCCACAUAGUAAGUACAAAUAUAUUGGCUGGUUUUGUCUCUAGUUAGACAUGGCCCCCUCCCUUCUAGGAAUUUAGAUUCAUGUGAGGAAACUAGUGUUACAGCCUCAAAGAAAGUAAGUUGGGUGCUGUAAUAAGGGGGGGUUGGAUAGAAAGACAUACUAUCACAGGGAACAUCUCUGAAGAUGGGAUGUGUUGAGUGAAACCUGAAACAGAAGGAGUCAAUCAAGUGGUGAGAUGGCGAAAGUUCCAACCACGAACUGUGUGUGGCGUGUCCUGCAGUGUGUUGUCAGACAUGGAAAGGAGUUUUGAGUCCAAGUGCUAUGGAGAGUCACCAAGGGCAGGGAAGGGUUUUUAGCAAGGGCCUGAUGUGAUCUGACUUGUGAGCUAAUAUUUUCCCUGGUUGAUUUUUUUCUGGAGAGCUGGCAAGGAAGUUAGGAAACCAGUAUCAUCCAAUUGAGGGGCAAUAACAGACCACCAAUGGUGGUAAGGAUGCAAAAAAGGAAUAGACUUGAAGGUUAUAAAAUAGAUAUUGGUUGGGAAAUAUGAACCAUAUUGAAACAAAUACAAGGUAUUUUGAAGGCAGGACUGGAGAUGGGAUUGGAUGUGAGGGACCAAAGAACCAGAGCUUACUUUCAGGGGUGCCAUGGAUCAACUUCACCGCGCUUGGCAGAGUUUGUGGGUCAUCGGCCCCACUCUACCACAAACUGUAAGCUCCAUUAGGAUAGGGCCCCACCUCUUUGCUCAAUGUUUUUGGUGCCUAGUGCAGAAUCUGCACUUUAAAGUUGGAUGAACGAUAGGUUUAAAUUAAACCAGGGAAAAUUAAAUGCUGGUUUCGUAGAGGAACAUGCCCCCAAGACACACAUUCUAGGCUAGGUAUCCAACCUUGGCCUGGCCUUUCUUCACUCUCUCCCCCUUAUUUGCCUGUCUCCUAGAAGAAUGGCUGCCUCUCCAGCGCAGGAACGCAUCUCAUCAUGGGCAUGGCACAAUUACUGGCCUAGAGUAGGUGCUUGGCAGAUCGAUUUCUGCCUCUGCGCUUUAUAGUGCUAAGAAAGUAACCACUAGGGGGCGAACUGGCACCAGCGAAGAGAGCCUGACGCACUCCUUCACACCGCGGAGGGCGGGGCUCUACGUCACGACCGGCGCCUGCGCCUGCUCCAGCGCUACUCGAGAGGGGUGGGGCUUUGUUUCCGAGUGUGUGCGGGAAUUGCGGCGAGUCCGCGGGGCUUUGACUAAACGUUCGGUUAGCCCCACAAAGAGGCGGAAGUAAACGAGAAGCUCCGGAAGUUGCCCACCCUUAUGCGUUCGCGGGUGGCUCGCGGCGCCGGUUGCCAUGGAGCCGGCCGGGCCCUGUAGUUUCUGCCCCGCCGCGGAGGCCCAGCCAGCACGCUACAUCUGCCCCCGCUGUAACGUGCCCUACUGCUCUCUGCGCUGCUACCGGGCGCAUGGCACCUGCGCCGAAGACUUCUACCGUGACCAGGUGCUGGGAGAACUCCGCGGCCGCAGCGCCUCGCCCAGCCGCCUGGCCGGCGCCCUCCGCCGGCUGCGUGAGCAACGCGAGACCGAGGACGAGCCCGAGGACGCAGGCCUCAGACCUGGACUGGCACCCGACGGCCUCUCCGGACUCUGGGAGCGGCUGGCUCCAGCCGAGAAGGUGGCCUUCGAGCGGCUGCUGAGCCGUGGAGAAGCAGGGCGUCUGCUGCCCCAGUGGCGGCCGUGGUGGUGGGAUCGCAGGGCCGGGCCGCGGCUUCUGGAGGAGCUGGAUGAUUCCCCGGGCUGUGACGCAUCGGAGCUGGAGCUCGCUCCUGCGAGGACAACGCCGGAACCCAUUAAGGAUGCCGCUGCCGCAGUGUCCCAGGCUACCCAGGAGACGGUCCUCGGAGACGCCCCAGGGGCCUGCGCGCCCGCUGUGCCCACCCGGAUCCCCACGCUGGCCAACCUGAGCCGCGGCCGUGUCUCGCCGCUUGUGCGCUUCCAGUUGCCCAACGUGCUAUUCGCCUACGCGCACACUCUUGCUCUGUAUCACGGUGGCGACGACGCGCUGCUCUCCGACUUCUGUGCCACUCUGCUCGGCGUUUCGGGAGCCCUGGGCGCCCAGCAAGUCUUUGCCUCUGCCGAGGAAGCCCUGCAGGCCGCAGCCCACGUGCUGGAAGCGGGCGAGCAUCCACCCGGGCCUCUGGGUACACGGGGUGCCAUGCGUGAGGCUGCCCGCAUCCUGCUGGGCGAGGGCCCGGCCAACCAGAAGGGCUACACGCUGGGAGCCCUGGGACACCUGGUGCAGACCCUGGGCCGGGCCCGAAAACAGUCCAACGCUACCGAAGAGCGAGAUCGCCUCUACCGGGCCCGCAAGAAAUGCCAGUUCCUUCUGGCUUGGACCAAUGAAAAUGAGGCGGCCCUCACAGCCCUGGCUCUUGACUGUGCCAGGGCACACCGAGCCCACGCUGUGGCAGUUGAGGAGGUAGCAGCCCUCACUGGGGAGCUGGAGCAGCUUUGGGGAGGCCCCUUGCCACCUGCCCGGAGGACUCUCAUUGAGGAGCUCCCUAGCUGAACUAGGGACCUCUUGUCAUCAAUAAAGCUGUGACCGAUCUACCCUGUCA
Molecule: messenger RNA, 2773 nt
Organism: Hipposideros armiger (great roundleaf bat)
Lineage: Eukaryota; Metazoa; Chordata; Mammalia; Chiroptera; Hipposideridae
Gene: ZNHIT2
Product: zinc finger HIT-type containing 2
Exons: 1
Coding region: 1510-2724 (404 amino acids)
Source: RefSeq, a predicted model, not a curated record